GUUUCUGUUUCACAGCAAAUAGCAAAGUCUGUGUGGCGUCGUUGCAAUUUUUGUCAGAGGAAGUUGCCAUUUCCGGCGAGCGAGAGUCGUUCAGUGCCGGGUCCACCAAGGGCUAGGGUUUCCUCGCCAACGGACAGCUUGGACGGGCUCAGCCGGUCGCUGCCGCUGCAAAUGGGAACUCUUUGGAAGGAAGCUUUUCCAGUGGGCACAGAGUGGGACCAGUACGAUCAUGUUUACGAGAUUGAUUGGGAUUUUUCAAACCUGGAGAGUGAGUUUGAAGAAGGAGGAAAAUUAUACGGCAAACGUGUGUAUCUUUUUGGAUGCACAGAGCCGCAACUGGUGCAUUUCACCGAGAACUCAAGAGUCAUUCAUAUUCCUGCUGUUGUCGCGGUAACAUCCCCGUUUCCUCCUUCCGACAAGAUAGGCAUUAAGUCUGUGCAGAGAGAAGAGGAGCUUAUAGUGCCAAUGAAAGAGAUGAAAAUGGACUGGGCUCCAUUUAUCCCACCUGAUGUGAUGGACGUACGUGCAGUUGAGCGGGUUAGGACAAAAAUUUUCACCUUAAAGUGCACUCAAAGAAGGGCUGCUCUGAAGCAGUUGAAGCAAGAGAGGAUAAAGAAGUACGAGUACUGCCUUCCUUAUAUUUAUUCACCUAUGAAGGAGGACGAAACAGUGGAUGAGACUGUUGUGAACAUCAUGUACCCUUUCGAAGACGAGAGCAAACCUCCGGUGGUCUGCGAGUAUGAUUGGCAAUUCGACGAGUUCGAUGAGUUCGUCGACAACCUUAUCGCCGAAGAGGAAUUGCCUGCCGAUGAGCGUAAGAAGUUUAUGGAUUUUCUGAAGGAACUUGUUGGGAAGGAGAAGAAAAAAGUUCGAGAGGCCAAAUCGGCACGUAAAAAGGCACUGGAAGACAUGAGCAAAGAUUUGUUAGAGGGAUUUCAGAAUAUGAAAUUUUACAAGUUUUAUCCUGUCAAGAGCGACAAGUACCCCGAUAUAUCAGAGAUGAAGAGCGCUUUUAUCAAUAGAUAUUACGGUAGGGCCACGGAGGUCUUGUAGUCUGCACUGAAAGUUUUACAGUCGGCUACAUCACGCCACUCGUCCUCUGCAAGGACCACUUCGUAGUUUGGUUCUUGCAUGCUGAACAACCCCUUCAUUUUUUUUGUAGUUUUUAUCCCGGAGUCCAACGCACUCCUUGAUUUGAUACCUCCCCAAUUUUUGUUUAGUGUAGUUGUGUUGUGGGCCUGUAUGUGCCUUAAUGCAUGUAAUUCUUCCUAGCCGUGGAUGAUUGCCUGGUCAUCCCAGCUUUACUCUAUCUUGGAGUAGCGCACACGAGUUUCGUAAAAUGCUCAUGUACUUGCGUGAGAAAAAAAAAUAGUCCCGGCCAAUUUUCUUUAAUAAAGAAAAUGAGACUUUGAUUUCAGUUCGUCUCCUAUGCACUUAUUACUCAAUUAUUUGUAGGAAUUUCCAAUUCGAUGACGUGACCUAAAUCUGAUAUAUCCAAAUUAAGUGAAUUUCCUCCUGGUAGUGUUGUACCCUAUUAAGUUCGAAAUGCCCUCAGAAAUUCCUAUAAAUUUGAAUCGUCGUUAGAAGCCAUGCUGUUUCCACCGUUUCCCAACCAAGGCCAAUUGUACAACUGGCGCUUGUAAGCUGAUGGGGCAGCCUACUUCUGUCACGGCGAAUUGUUGACACUUGGCUCAAAUGCUGCCAUGCCGUGCCAAGUGCUCAGCUAACCCAUAUGCAAACCUUGCAUUGAUUUGUCUAACUUAUUCUUACUGGCGGUUGUGCUAUUAUUCUCCUUCGGCACAAGGUGAAGCUAGCGGUGGGAGUAGACAGAGAUUAGGUUCGUCAGUGUUUAUUUAAACUUCUUCCGCUUCAGAUUUUAACUCAGAUCCGUUUGCGAAAGUAGCAUAACGUUUUGAUUAACUUUGAGUUUGAUCAGCCACAUUUAGGGAAUCAGAGUUUUGUGAAGCAGAUAGAGAAAUGGAGAAGGCUCAGACCGGUGCGGAACGCCAUGCCUACAGGGAUGACAUGGAAGAUUCAUACGGUGCGGGGUACACAACACGCUCUUCAGAUGAAGGCUAUGGCGAAAGAUGUGGCGAAAGGUAUAGCGAGGCUGUGAAGGCAGUUCUAGACAAGAAGGCGCAGAAGGAAGAUCAUGUGGGGGAGAUGCAGAGUGGCAUGACUGCUAACCGAGACCUAUCUGCGGACGCAGGUGUGCACCCCGAGUAUAAUCGGUCGCAAGGCUCUCACGUCGCCCAGAAGGAAGAUUCACGCCACGCUACCAACGACCAAUUUGAAGACGCUUCCACUGGGAAAAGUCGAGCAGUUUAGCUUGGUAGCCGUGGAGGAGCUGCAUCUUAGAAUCACACAAUGGGUUUUAGUUAGUAGGAACUGGGGUCGUUUGAGUUACCGGAAUGGCUGUGUGUUUUAAUUAGGAUGCGAAAUCUUAAAGGAAAUAAGCAAUUCUCUAGAGUGGCGACAUCCAGUUCCGAGGUGCAAGAGUUCUGUGAAUAAUAGUGGGCAUUGUAGCUUCUUUUCAUGUCAUUCAAUAGGAUGUAAACAGACAACCCAUAUUUCUGUAAUCAGUGGCGAGUUUUUGGACUCACAAUCUGAAAGAUUCUCAAGCGUGUCAA
This is a messenger RNA of Physcomitrium patens, 2630 nucleotides long. Lineage: Eukaryota; Viridiplantae; Streptophyta; Bryopsida; Funariales; Funariaceae. The record is from RefSeq and is a predicted model, not a curated record.